AUGACCGUCUCGGGUACACCCCCAGAACCGGAUGACUCCGGCCCACUGGCCUCGAGGGGCGGAUCCUCGAACCACGAAGUCCAGGCGUCCCCUGGGGGGGGCGGGCCUGCUUCAACGCCCGCAGCCCCUCGGGAAUCCGUCCUGGAGUCCCCCGAGUCCGCGCCCAUGGACGCCCAAGUCGCAUUGACCCGGUCGUUCGUUAUGGUGGCAAUGGCUGGGAAAAGUCUCGACGCGGAGCCCGCAGUCUACUAUCACCAAGGUUCCGACUUCGUGCUUUUAGACAUGCUCAAGAACCAGCUGGCGUAUCUCCCCGACCUCAGCGUUCUCCGGCCCGAGUCCUACAUCGAAGAUGCGAUCGUCGGUGAGCCCGGAGAAUCGGACCCCGAAGAGGAGGAGAGGCUCCGGGCCAUCCUCCGGAAGCACCGAAUGAUUUUCUUGGGAGAAGGGAAUGCGCAUCCUCCCCCGGUCCGGGGCGUCGUGUGCAACCUGGCGGUGUAUGAGUUGCUCAAGCGUCUCCUGGAAACUGAUCUGAUCGAGUACUUUGACUCGGAGUGGGCAUCGGCCAUCGUCCUCGUGAUGAAGAAGAACGGUAUCGAUGUCCGCUUGUGCAUCGACUACCGCAACUUCGCCGCCACUAUGUGGUUCAUGACUCUGGACAUGGCGAGUGGGUUCUGGGCGGUUCCAAUGACAGCCCGAGAUCAGCUGAUCUCGGCCUUCAUUUGCCCGCUCAUACACUUUCAGUGGAAGCGCAUGCCGUUCGGGCUGAAGAACGCCCCACUGAUCUACCAGCAUUUUUUGGAUAACUGUCUCUGGAGCUUCGUACGGCUACCCACGGAAGAGGAACGGCUUGUCGACUCGGAGGUGUUAGAGUUCUUGGGAAUUUCUCCCGAGGACGCCCCGAUGGGGCCUGUGCUGUCCCGGAGUUCGUACAUUGAUGACAUUAUCUACGGAGCUCCAUCCUGGGAUGACCUAUGCAAAACGCUGAAUGCCCUCCUGUACCGACUGUGGUACUGGAACAUUUCGGUUCUCAACUUGCCGUUCCCGAAGACCCAGAAAGGAGUACAGUCCUUCCUCGGGAGCCUCAAUUACUACGCCAAGUUUAUCGAGGACCUACCCGUAGUCGCGGCCACUCUCUACGAAGCAUCGGACGAGCAACUGCGUUCCGGACGAGAUUUGGAGAAGCCCAAGCAUGCGUUCAAGAUACUCAAGGACCGGCUAGUUUCGAUCCCACUGCUCCAGCACCCCGACCCCGGGAGACAGUAUGUAAUAAUAUUGCAUGCCAACCCCUGGGCCAUCAGCGCGGUUUUGGAGCUGGAUCACGACGGCGCCAUACUACCUGUGCGGUUCGUGGGGCGUGUUCUCCAGGACGCCGAGCUUCGGUACCAUCCCGCUGAAAAGGAGGUUUUAGAACUGCUCCGCGUUCUGAACACAUGCCACACGAUGAUUACCAACUGCUCCGAGAAGAAAAUUCGCGUGUACACCCCGUACUCGAUGCUGGCAUGGCUGUUCAAGUCCAAGACGGUGAACGGAAGAUGCCUCAAGUGGGCGGUCAAUCUGUCUCCCUGGGACCUCGACAUUCGACGAGUUGAGAACGACGAAGAUGGAUUGGCAGCGAUCCUGGGGGCGGUCAUCCAGGACCAGUCAUCAUUGGAGGUCACGGACCCCGGGGAAUGCAAGUUGCUCCAAGACCUGAAUCGGAUCCACGAAAAACCGAUGAAGGACCCGAGCCCCGGGAACAGUCGC
Messenger RNA from Phytophthora megakarya, 1743 nucleotides. The record is from the annotation of a GenBank genome assembly. Lineage: Eukaryota; Oomycota; Peronosporomycetes; Peronosporales; Peronosporaceae.